AUGGACGGGGAGGGCGAGGCGCGGACCGGCGGCGGCGCAGCGCCGCUGUGGAAGAGGAGGUCGAUCCCGCCGGCCCGCUCGCCCGCCCGGAGCAAGCCGAGGGCCCGGUGCUACCGGAGCGCCAACGGCGUGCUGGUCACCGACUUCCCCGGGCCGGCGGCGCUGCGGGCCCCGCUGCCUUCCCCGGCAGCUGGCCCGGAGCGCGCCUUAACCCUCCGGCGGCCGCCAGCGGCCCCGGGCCAGUUGCUGGAGGUGCAGUCCGUAGUGCUGAGCACCAACAGCCCCGCGGCGCACAAAGUGGGCAAGCAGCAGAUCAUCCCGAAGAGCCUGGCUUCUGAAACGAGGGCGGCGAACAAAAGCGGGAGCCAAAAUGCUGAGGCGAGCAAGAGGGUCCUCAAGGUCCGCAGCAUGGUGGGAAGCCUUAGUGUGCCUUUGGUAGCUGAUGCCGAGGAGGAGGCGGAGGGGGACCUGGGCAGCCCAGGGACGCUGAGGCGCGGCCUGAGGUCCACCUCCUACCGCAGGGCUGUAGUGAGCGGCGUUGACUUUGACAGUUCUUCUAGUUUUAAGAAAAAAAACAGAAUGUCUCAGCCAAUCCUUAAAGCGGUUGUUGAAGAUAAAGAGAAGUUCUCUAGCUUGGGGAGGAUGAAGAAGAAAACGCUGAAGGGACAAGGGACGUUUGAUGGGGAAGAAAAUGCUGUAUUAUAUCAGAACUAUAAAGAAAAAGCUCUGGAUAUAGAUUCUGAUGAAGAGUCUGAGCCCCGAGAGCAGAAAUCAGAUGAAAAGAUUGUCCUUCACUAUAAGCCCUUGAGAUCAACAUGGAGUCAGCUGUCCGUUGUGAAGAAGAAUGGAUUAUCAGAAACUAUCAGCCUGGAAGAAAGAAAGAGACAGGAGGCUAUUUUUGAAGUAAUAUCUUCUGAACAUUCUUAUUUGCUGAGCCUGGAGAUUCUGAUCCGGAUGUUUAAAAAUUCCAAAGAACUGAGCCUCACAAUGACCAAAACAGAGAGCCACCACCUUUUCUCCAAUAUUACAGAUGUUUAUGAAGCAAGCAAAAAAUUCUUUAAAGAACUUGAAGCAAGACAUCAGAACAACAUCUUUAUUGAUGAUAUUAGUGAUAUAGUUGGGAAGCAUGCUUCUUCAACGUUUGAUCCAUAUGUAAAAUAUUGCACUAAUGAAGUCUAUCAGCAGCGAACACUACAGAAAUUACUAGCUACAAAUCCAGCAUUUAAAGAAGCGUUGUCACGGAUUGAGUCCCAUGAAGAUUGCAGGAAUUUACCAAUGAUCUCUUUCCUCAUACUUCCAAUGCAGAGGGUUACUCGUCUUCCAUUAUUGAUGGAUACUAUUUGUCAGAAAACUCCCAAAGAUUCGCCAAAAUACGAGAACUGCAAGCAAGCUCUGAAAGAAGUGAGUAAGUUGGUGCGUUUGUGCAAUGAAGGUGCUCGGAAAAUGGAAAGGACAGAAAUGAUGUACACCAUUAACUCCCAGCUGGAAUUUAAAAUCAAGCCAUUUCCGUUGGUUUCCUCCUCACGAUGGUUAGUGAAAAGGGGUGAAUUAACGUCUUAUGUAGAAGACACUGGACUUUUCUCUAAAAGAACGUCCAGGCAGCAGCUGUACUUCUUCCUCUUCAAUGAUGUCCUCAUUAUCACCAAGAAGAAGAGUGAAGAGAGUUACAAUGUCACAGAUUAUUCUUUAAGAGACCAGCUGUUGGUAGAACAAUGUGACAGUGAGGACCUGAAUUCUUCUCCUGUAAAGAACACCUCAGCUAUGCUGUACUCACGGCAGAGCUCUGCAGCUCACCUCUUCAGAUUAGCUGUCCUCAGUAACCAUGCGGGAGAGAAGGUGGAGAUGCUCCUGGGAGCAGAGACUCAGAGUGAAAGAGCUCGCUGGAUUACAGUGCUUGGAAAGAACAGUGACCUGCAGAAAACAGACAGGACAACUUUGACUCAGGUGGAGAUCAUCAGAACUUACACAGCAAAGCAGUCAGAUGAACUGUCUCUUCAAGUUGCUGAUGUUGUUCUGGUUUAUCAAAAAGUAAAUGAUGGUUGGUAUGAAGGAGAACGACUGCGGGAUGGUGAGAGAGGUUGGUUUCCCAUGGAAUGUGCUAAAGAGAUCACAUGUCGUGCCACAAUUGACAAAAACAUGGAACGGAUGGGACGUUUACUUGGACUUGAAACAAAUGUUUAGACAGCUUUUCCCCCCUCCCCUCCUUCUUCCUACUAUUUCUUUAUUACAGGAUUUGCACUAACUGCUGUCAGUAGGGGCAUGGUUGUAUGCGCUGCAGCUCUAGCAUGGAGAUGUGAGUCAGAGACACACAAAAUCUAGUAACAGAGAACUGAUGUUUCAGAUAGUCACUGCUGGAGUUUUGCAUUUUGAGAGAGAGCUAAACUGAAACAUGGGUCAACCAAUAGCACAUUUCAGCUAGUAGUUUCUUAGGUGUUGGAGAUCAGCCAUACAGUCUUCUGACUUUAUUUCCCUUUGAACUUCAGCUACUUCACUCCUGCAUUUUCUCCAACCAUUUAUUUUUUUUUCCUAACAAACAUUUAUGUUCUUUGUAGCUGUCUCCUAGGCAGACUAAACACCAGAAACUCAUUGAACUGGAGGUGAACAGCAACACAGGAUGGGGGAGUUCCUUCUCCUCCUAAGAAACUGCAGCACUGCAUUUCCAGUAAUAGAGUACUGUGUUAAGAGGAUACUUCCCAGAUCUGUCAAGUCUGUGACCUGAAAUACAGAAUAAGCAAACAUGUAAUUCAGAAAGGACUACCUGCCCCACACAAAUCCAGGGAAGAAAAGGAGUAAUUAUUAGACCACUUCUAUCUAUGUUAACAGAGCUGACAUAAGCACCAGGAGUUUAUAGGAAAAAUCCAGAGAAAUGCAUCUGAUUGAUAGUGGUGGUGUUCUCUAAUGGUGUGGUGUUUAUUCAGAUUUUGUCUCCUUGUAGCGUUCCGGUCUUGAAAUGAUUUCUAAGAACCAGAAAUAGGAACCAGACUUCGCAAAAUACAUAGUGUGGAAUAUCUUGUUCCCAGAUAUUGGCACAAGACUCUGUCAGCCUUUACUUGUGCUUGUUUUGAGCAUAUUCUUAAUAUAAACUCUUGUGAACUUUUUUUUUUUUAAUGCCUGUCAAAUGGUCUGCUCUAUGCUCAUUUCUUACAGGAACCUUUUUUCCUACCUGUCAUCAAUCCCUUGCUCUGAAUCCCUUUUAUUGGCGGUAUGGUUGCUUUUCCAGUAUCAUGGUGGAUAGGUUGCACUUUGUGAGAAUUAAAAACAUGGGCCUAAAGCUGAAAGAGUCAUUUCAAGCUGCAGAAAAUAUUGAUAUGCACUACAUAUGAGAAUGUUUUUCCAACUGGUUUCAAUUUCACUCUUAAAUGCCACUGCCCUCUUGUUCAGAAUUUAAUGUCUGAACUCACGGUUUGUUUACAUAUUUUUAAAGGACUGUAAUAGCUGGAAAUGUGUCCAUUUUGUUUCAGUUUUCCCCGUGCCUUUACCUAGGACUUCAAAUUAAGUUAUUUCUUUAGAACAAGAAUUUUUUGAUGGCAACUGCAGAAAACAUGAAGAUGGGGGUUUGCUUGUUUUUGUUUUUAAUCUUUCUGCUCUUCUGCAUCAGAGGAGAUUGAUCGGCUCUUUCUGUGGAGGCAAGAUCUCAAAUGAACUUGAGUUUACCUUCCUCUUCAGCCUUGUUAGCAUCAUGUUGAAUCCACAGACAAAAAAAAAGAGGAAGCAAGUUCUGUAGUUUUUUUGAGUUGCUGGUCUUCUCAUCUCUAUUGCAGAAAAGGUAAGAAGAUGAGGAAAAAUCUGGAACUAGACAGAUCAGCACCUUGAUUAAUUUGAUAUGUUGCUAUCUAUCUCUUUGCCUUCUCAUACAGAAAUAUGCCAAUAUCACUGGAUGUUUCAGGCAAGUGCUGAGGUAGGGAGAGUGACAGAAAAAAUAAUACUUAGACCUUGCUUUCAAUGGAGCUCAAAUGAGUGCUGCUUCACAAGCUCUUCUCUGCAUUAGAGAAGACUUGUCACAAUUGCACUACAUACACCACCAGCUAAAUUUUGCAUCUGCAGUUCAUCUUUGAAAUUUCACAGAAAGAAACCACUUAAUGUUGUGUGACUAAAACGCAUUCAAAAGUGAAGUAAAUGUCUGUGCAUCUUUUCUAUAAAGUGUGACAGUUUGCAUGCUGUAUGUAUUAUAAAGUCUUCCUCCUUUUAAGGACCAGGUGAUGACUCAGCAGGGUUGAAUACACGUUAAAUAAAAAAAAUCAGGCAAAAACCUGUACAAAGGCCACCUUGUCACAUUUCUAGUCCUUUUUUCUUUUUCUUUUUU
Rhea pennata is the source of this 4303-nucleotide messenger RNA. RefSeq names its product Rho guanine nucleotide exchange factor 26 (gene ARHGEF26). Lineage: Eukaryota; Metazoa; Chordata; Aves; Rheiformes; Rheidae. Gene Ontology annotation, biological process: activation of GTPase activity. Gene Ontology annotation, molecular function: guanyl-nucleotide exchange factor activity; protein binding. Bases 1 to 2181 code for a protein of 726 amino acids. The transcript has 15 exons. The record is from RefSeq and is a predicted model, not a curated record.